Messenger RNA from Phymastichus coffea, 6978 nucleotides. RefSeq names its product sodium-dependent neutral amino acid transporter B(0)AT3. The record is from RefSeq and is a predicted model, not a curated record. The coding region runs from base 768 to 3050 and encodes 760 amino acids. Gene Ontology annotation, cellular component: membrane. NCBI's taxonomy places the organism in Eukaryota, Metazoa, Arthropoda, Insecta, Hymenoptera, Eulophidae. The transcript has 13 exons. Gene Ontology annotation, biological process: sodium ion transmembrane transport.
UCGACGUCGGUUGUCAUCGGCAGCGCGUCGCGCCACACGCAUCCAUCCAGGCUACUGCGCCCUCGUCAGCCUCGCUGUACCCUGUGCUUGUGUCGGCGGACAGCUGCUCUCGCCUGUGCCUCUCGGUUAUUAUCGUUUUCCGGCUGUGCGCGGACUUAAAACGCCAAUGUCCGACCAGACGCGCACUCGCACGACUGAGAAAGCGAGAGGCGAGAGAGAGAGAGAGAGAGAGAGAGAGCGAGUUGUGCAAGACGAAAGUCAAAAUUUCCGUAUGCUUGCUAGAAAUUGAGGAGUGAGGCUCGCGGCGGAGGGGGAAGGGAAGAGCUUAACCUUCAUUCAUCGUGAGUGCGCAUUUGCGACACACGCAAGCAUUGCUCGUGCAGACAGUGCGCGCGCUCUCUCUCUAUCUCUCUCGCUCUCUUUCUAAAGUGAAUCGAUAGGAAAUUCGUAAUUUUCACUCCAGACUCUCCCCGCUCGUGCUGGUGCCUCGCGUUCGAGCCCGCGCACUCAGUGAUUGAUGAAGCUGACGGACGGGACCGGAUCUUGCGCCUGGACUUUUUUCUAACGCGCGACGUCGAGGACGAAAAAGUGGGACGCGACGGACGUCCAAGUCGAUUACGCGCGAAUUAAAAUAGUUCCGUAUCUUCCGGGGGAUAAAAUGGAGUCAUCGGGUGAAUCGACGAUCCUUUCACUCUCCGGCUACUAAAAAGUUGGCUUGCAUGAAGAGGAGAUAGGUGAGGAAGCGAAAUAGUCAAACGCGGGGCAAAAUGGCGAAUACGGCCCAUCUGGUGCGCCGGCAAAGCUCGCGAGACCUGAAGCCGCAGAAGAGCAUCGAUAAGCUGGAAAUGAAGGAGAUGCGCGGCAGACUCGUCGUGGAUAAAUGCAAGAGUAACGUCACUGCCUGUUACGGUGCCACCAAUGCCGCCUUCGAAGAUUCCAGUCCCAACAAAGCGAGCAAGACAAGCGGCGGCGGCGGCGGCGGCGGCGGCGGCGGGGGCGGGGGCGGCGGUGAAGUCAGCAGGGCCAGCGGCGCCGGCCAGUUGCUGUCGCCAGUGGCUCCGGGCGGCUCGAAGCUGGGCAGCGGCGAGGGCAAGGCCAUAUUCAAGCCCGAGGCCGGCGAGGACGAGCGCGAGAACUGGGACAGCAAGCUCACCUUCCUGCUCGCUACCGUCGGCUACGCCGUCGGCCUCGGCAACGUCUGGCGAUUUCCCUACCUCGCGCAGAAGAACGGCGGCGGCGCUUUCCUCAUACCCUACUUCAUCAUGCUGGCGAUCGAGGGGAUACCCAUAUUCUAUCUCGAGCUAGCGAUCGGCCAGCGCCUCAGGAAAGGCGCCAUUGGCGUUUGGAAUCAGGUGUCUCCGUACAUGGCUGGGAUAGGUAUAAGUAGCGCUGUAGUGUCCUUUAACGUAGCCCUCUACUAUAAUACCAUUAUCGCCUGGUGCCUAUUUUACUUCGUUCAGAGCUUUCAGUCUGAGCUACCAUGGUCGGAGUGUCCUAACAAGUAUUUUCAGAACGGCUCUUAUGCGCCUGAACCCGAGUGCUUGCAAAGUAGCCCAACGCAAUACUUUUGGUAUCGCACGACCCUAAUGGUCUCGAAAGACAUAAACACGCCGGACGUAUUUAAUUGGAAAAUCGCGUUGGCCCUUGUGAUUGCGUGGAUACUCGUGUACAUGUGCAUGAUCAAGGGCAUCGCCUCGUCGGGCAAGGUCGUCUACGUGACGGCCACCUUCCCUUACAUCGUUCUCAUCAUCUUCUUCUUCCGCGGCGUCACGCUGCCCGGAAUGUCCGACGGGCUGAGACAUCUCUUCACGCCCAAAUGGUACAAGCUGUCCGACCCAGUCGUCUGGCUGGAGGCAGGCACGCAGAUAUUUUUCUCCCUCGGUUUAGCCUUCGGCGGCUUGAUAGCUUUCUCCUCGUACAAUCCGGUCAACAAUAAUUGCUACCGCGACGCAAUCAUGGUCAGUCUCACCAAUUGUUUCACCUCCAUGUUUGCUGGUAUCGUCGUUUUCUCAAUUAUCGGUUUCAAGGCGACAAUGGUUUACGAGCAGUGCCUAAGCGACAGAAACGCAACAGUAUCUAGUAUAUUCGGCGGUAAGAUACCGAAUCCUCUGCCGGUCAGCGGCGCUCUUUACAAUUUUAGCAAUCACAAUGGCAGCGUGACUCGACUGAUGAUGCCGGCACUUCCGGAGUGCGACUUGGAGAAGGAGCUUGACAAUUCGGCGUCGGGCACCGGGCUGGCCUUCAUAAUCUUCACCGAGGCGAUCAAUCAGUUCCCUGGCGCGCAAUUCUGGUCGGUGCUGUUCUUCCUGAUGCUGUUCACGCUGGGCAUAGACUCGCAGUUCGGCACGCUCGAGGGCGUGGUGACCAGCAUCGUCGACAUGAAGCUCUUCCCCAACCUGCGCAAGGAGAUUCUCACCGGCGGCAUAUGCUUGGUGUGCUGCCUGAUAUCCAUGGCGUUCGCUCACGGCGCCGGCAGCUACGUGUUCGUGCUGUUCGACAACUUCAGUGGCAACUUUCCCCUGCUCAUCAUCGCCUUCUUCGAGUGCAUCGCCGUCGCUUACGUGUACGGGAUUAAGAGGUUCGCCGACGACAUCGAGCUGAUGACCGGCAAUCGUCCCGGACUCUACUGGCUGAUCUGCUGGAAGUACCUGAGCCCGCUGGCGAUGCUCAGCAUCCUCGUGGCGUCGGCCGUGGAGAUCGUGGUGGAGGGCAGCGGCUACCAAGCCUGGGUCGCCAGCGAGGGCGUCACCAAGAAGCUCGAGUGGCCCGUCUGGGGACUCGUUCUCAUCGCUGUCCUCAUAUUCGCUUCCAUAUUGUGGAUACCGGUCGUCGGCAUUUGCAGAUACUUCAACAUCCUCAUAAUCGACGACAAUGAGAAAGCCUGGUUCCCAGCAUCGGAUCUCAAGGAAUUUCACGGCAUAAUGCCGCACGAGGUGACGCUCGCCGAGACAUUCCUGUUCUGCAUCCACGCCGACGGCUCGGAAGGCCUGUGCUGCCCCACCGGUGGGCCUCGCGAGGACGACGAGGAGGAGGACCUCGACAUAACUUAAGCUACUCCAAGGGCCGGAUAGUCGUCUGAAAAUACGUAACGCGGAUGCGACUGGUCCCUCAUUCCUUUUUUUCCGAGUUUCAACACACGCACACACACACACACACCCGAGAAAUAUAAUACCACGACGUAUACUUUCCCCAGUUUAAUUAGCCUUGCAUUCGUCUUGAUUUUCCUUGUGUACAUAUGCCGCGGGUGGAGCUUACAUUUCCGGCGAAAUCGAUGUGAGCCUCCAGGUUAUACAUCACACACGCAAAAAAAAGGAGAGGAAGCGCGCAGUCAGUCAAUUAAGUCAAAGUAAUAAGAGGACACGAGAGUGAGGGAGAGAGAGAGAGAGAGAGAAAGGAUUUUAUCGAGCGAGAGUCGCGACUUCAAUCAACGGGCCGACGAACUUAUCGUCGGCGCUGUAGAUUGCCGGUUAAUAUAUACGUUGUUACUGUAAGCUGAUUGCCGCGAGAGGAGGGAGUAAGAUUCGUCUACGAGUUCACGUUCAUGGAUCCCGACUGCUCUUUCUUCUCUCCGACUGUUGUUUACUUUCACGCCCGAUAUAUCUGAUUUUUACCUGAUUUUCGAGACUAUCUUUACACUGUGAUACCUGCUUUUACUGCGUUUCUUUACUCCAUGCUCAAUUCUUGAUUGUCAAUGUUGAAAGAAAGAGCUAAUCGUAAUUGUGAUGACGUGCGAAACUCAUGAAUCAAUUAUUACGUAGCGUUCGCAAUACUCAAUAAUCAUUCGUAUAAAUAACUGACGACGUCGUUGAAGCGACUAGAGCAAAACAAAACAAGCCCUAAAAUAUUAUUCAAUUCUAGAAAAAUUUAUCGCUUAUACAAUUAAAGUAAUCGCUAAACCGAAGAUCUUCGUGGACGAUCGCUUCUCUCAGUUCUGGAGGAUUACUUGAACGAUCGAUCACGAUAAAAAAAAAUUAUAAAAAUAAAAAAACGAAGAAAUUCUCAAAAUAGUCGUAGGAGCCGUCCAUCGGACAGACGCGUCUUUUCUGUUCUGAUUAUCCUUCCGUUUCGACUUUUUCAAAUAAGCGCGUAAAUAAGAGAAAAUAAGUGAAGUCUUAUAUAUUGUAAGAAUAUGUAUGAAUAUUAAUACGGGAAUAAUGUCGUUAUCUCCACUACCUUACAUGCCACAGUCGAUCUUUUCUGAAUUUUCUCUUUCUUCCAUUCGCUCAUCUCGUUGCUUUUUUUGAGAAUCACGCAUGUUGAGACACCGUAGAAACUAUAUUUCCUUCGACUUGCGUGAAACAUGUUAAUGUGGUUCGUUUAAGAUUACUAGAACGCGAAAAACUGAGAAACCCGUAUUCAAAUCACUGUUGAAAUCUUCCAUGAGUCUAGUGAAACCACAGAGUGAAAAAAAAAGAAAUUUUUUUUGUUAACGAUUGCUCGUUUUUACAUCCUCGAUUCUUUGACGAUUAUUUCCUUGACAACAAAAUAUAAUGUGAUACAUAGUUAAUAAUUAAACGUAAAAUGCUUAAUAUGGACUCUAUUUGUAAGAAUUUACAUGGCAGUAUGAUUUUAGAAUUACUCGUGCAGACAAGAGAAGAACGAUGAUUCGGGAAUGUGCGGUGGAAAAUUAUUUGAUAAUAGAAAUCAGCAAUUGUUAAUAGAAAAAAAUCGAGACAAAAAGCGUGACUGCAGAAACAUAGAACUGAUCGAUUAGCACAUCGUGGUAGUGUAAAUCACGUUGAAAGUAAAUUUAUAGAGGUAGCGACUAUCUGGCGAGCAAGAAACCCAUUGCAAGAGCGUAGCGAUCGAGCGUUCGAAAAAAAAUAUAUAAAAAUAUAUACGUUCCCAGACGGUUGAGCCUAAAAAAGCUAUGAUUUUUUAAUUAUUUCCCGAUUGUUUGUAAUAAGUACGAAACAAAACUGAGAGACAAUAAACGUGAAAAAAUUGCUAAUGACAAUAAAAUUAGAGGCAUCGAGGGGGAAGAUGACAAUAAGAUUAAAAAAUAUAUAAUAUACGCACUGUUCGUUGAUUUGCACUCGUGUUAUAAUAACCAUAUGAAAAUAAAAUCACAGAGGCCUAUUCGAGCAGUUACGCAGAUUUAACGGAAAAGUUUAUUAUCGAUGUGCUCAAACAAAAAGUCGGAGUAGCAAAAGCUUGGAUGACCCGAUUUCCAGUCGAAUAAUAACUUUUGGUGGUUGUGUACACGAUAACUUUCAUUAUGCGUUACAACGAAUAUCGUUUCCAUAGUCAAUUAGAACGCAUAUUGUUUCGUUGCCGGGCGACUCAUACAAUAAGUACUUCGUUCAAUGUACUCGUAGUCUCCAAGCUUUUGAAAAUCCGACGAGUAUGAGAAUAAUUGUUAUCACUAAUUAUCGAUGCUCUAUGAAGAAAUAUACACAUUACACACACACACGCGCACACGCGACGUUAUAUAUAUUUUAACUACGUUUCGAAUGAACAUAUACGAGAGAAAGUAUAACGGAUGUGCUUUCUGCGUGUGCGUAACUAUCUAAAUAUAUACAUAUUGUAACGGCCGUUUAUCGACUUUUUAAAACACACACAUGCGCACACACGCUCACAUAAGAAAACCUAUUGUUAAAUUCAUUGAAUGUUAUAUUGAAUCCUUGAGGAGAACACAGAAUUUUGGAGGAAUAACGAACAAACGCCCAUUGGCGAAUUUUAAGCGGCAAAAAAAAAAAGAAUACGCUUUUAAUAUUUUAGCAAAUUUAUUUUCGUACGACAGUACAAAUGAAUAAAAUUGUAACUAUCGAGUACAACAAUAAUAUUUUACUGUUAUAAAUCUGGAGGCACGAAGGCUUAAUAUUAUGUUGAAACGAUGGUGCUAAAAAGGAUAUAACUGCGCUUACCUGUCGACGUCGUUCUGAUUUGAAAUUUUAUUUGGCGACUUGGCUGCAAGCGUCAGUAUACUUUCAUACAAAGCCGUUUGCAGCUUCGAUUACGAAAUUCCAAAGAAACAGCGGCAAAUCUGCUUUUCAAUCAAGACGACAAACAGCAAAGUUGCGCGAAAAAUGCGUUAUAAAUUGCACUACACUGCUAGGCGGCGCGUAAACAAAGAGAAAUAUUGCUACACGGCUGCUGAUAAAAAAAAGUAUCUACGUUAUGCAAAAAUAAAACAUUCCCAAGUGAACUUUCAAUUCGAAAUAUCAAGCUUGAAAAUUCGCUCGAACGAGGAAUGUCUAUACAAAUUUUUAUGACAAUAACUGCGUUGUUUGUAUAAUGACUAUGCAGUGAAAGACAGUUGUUAUCUAUAAUGAUAAUGUCUCAGCCAUAUUAAUUGAUUUGCACACACACGAUGGCGACGACGAGAGCACAACUUAAAUUAAUAGUCGGCAGAGUGUAAAUAAAGCAAAGUUUUGCACGCACAUUAGCAAUGAGAAGAAUAUCGAUGUGUUUUUUGAAAAAACAACAAACUAGAGGAUUCUAAUUGUUUUUCAUGAAUAAGCAUCGUAGAACUUUUUCUAAUGUAUUUCUUCAUGUGUGCCUCUUUGCUUCUUAAAUAAAAAUAAAGAAAAAAAAAAGAAAACUAUCGCUCGUAGAUAUUAAACAACUAGACAAAUUGUUACCUAUUUGAGACAAUAAGCGAGGAAAUUCAUUUUUCAUUUGCAGUCCGGAUAUAUACACAUGAAAACAAGCAAUUUAGACGGCAGAAAAUUUUCCUGAAAAGACGAAUUGUCAGUAGUACAAGCUUGCACAAUAAAGUAUCGGCGAGAGAUGUAGACAAAGGGAUAAAAUCAUGGAAAAAUCAAUUAAAGUGUGAGUGAUAUUACGAGUACACAAAUUGACAGAAAUGGAUUACAAAAUGAGUAUAAAUAUUAUAUAUACAUAUGAGGAUACAGAAUUAAUUAUACAUAAACUAGAGCGGAAUUAAUUAUUAUAAUGCGUACACGUAAAUGAAAAAAAAAGAAAUAAUGUACAUAUUAUAUUGUUGUCAGUUGAAUGUUACAAUAAAUACCGCAC